AUCAUUUAUUACUAUCGUUCAAACCAUUCUUACCAUGAAAUCUUUAAUAUUUCUAGUUCUCUCAGUAAGCCUUGCUUAUGGAGCAAGAGUAUUCACUCAACGAAAUGUUCAUCCAUUAUCUGAUGAGAUGAUUGAUCGAAUCAACUCUAUUGGAACAACUUGGAAGGCUGGACGUAACUUUGAUGAAGCUUCAUUACCAUAUGUUAAAAGGCUUUUGGGAUUUAAAGGAAGUUCACUAAGAAAGCUGCAACAAGUUCAUCACGAAAUCAAUGAAGAGUUGCCUGAAAGUUUUGAUGCUCGUGAAGCUUGGUCCAACUGUACCCAAAUCAGAACAAUCAGAGACCAAGGAAACUGUGGAGGUUGUUGGGCUUUUAGCACAGUCGAAACUAUGUCUGACCGUAUUUGUAUCGCCUCUCAUGGUGAACUUCAAGUAUCAUUAUCAACACAAGAAAUGGUGACUUGUGGUGAACCUGGAGGUUGUGAAGGUGGAUACCUAGAAACUUCCUACGAUUAUUAUCAGACUGAUGGUAUCGUUACUGGUGGCCUCUAUCAUGAAGGUGGCUGUUUGCCUUACACUUUACCACCUUGUAACCAUUCAGUUAACGAAGUUUUGCCAAUUUGUCCAAAAACUUAUUUACCAGCACCUCCAUGCUCAAGGAAAUGUGUUGCAGGUUAUGAGAAGACAUUUGCCGAGGAUAAACAUUAUGGACAGGCACCUUAUACCAUUUCAUCCGAUCCAAAGCAAAUCAUGAAGGAAAUCAUGACAAAUGGUCCAGUUACUACUGGUUUUACUGUGUAUGCUGAUUUCCCUAGUUAUAAGUCAGGAGUUUAUCAAAAGACUACUGACGAUGUGCUUGGUGGUCAUGCAGUUAAGAUAAUUGGCUGGGGAACUGAGAAUGGUGUUGAUUACUGGUUAGUUGCAAACUCCUGGAACGAAUAUUGGGGCGAUAAAGGUUUCUUCAAGAUCAGACGAGGAAAUGAUGAAUGUGGAUUCGAAGAUAACGUGAUUACUGGAUUACCGAAACUUUCAUAGUAAGAGAUGAAUCAACUCUUUAUUUUUUGAAGCCUUCAGGUGAUU
Molecule: messenger RNA, 1078 nt
Organism: Tetranychus urticae (two-spotted spider mite)
Lineage: Eukaryota; Metazoa; Arthropoda; Arachnida; Trombidiformes; Tetranychidae
Product: cathepsin B-like
Biological process (GO): proteolysis; regulation of catalytic activity
Molecular function (GO): cysteine-type endopeptidase activity
Source: RefSeq, a predicted model, not a curated record